Bicyclus anynana (squinting bush brown) is the source of this 553-nucleotide messenger RNA. Its product is annotated as coiled-coil-helix-coiled-coil-helix domain-containing protein 10, mitochondrial-like. Lineage: Eukaryota; Metazoa; Arthropoda; Insecta; Lepidoptera; Nymphalidae. The record is from RefSeq and is a predicted model, not a curated record. Gene Ontology annotation, biological process: mitochondrion organization. Gene Ontology annotation, cellular component: nucleus; mitochondrion. The transcript has 4 exons. The coding region runs from base 80 to 484 and encodes 134 amino acids.
UAACUGACAGUUUUAAAAGAUUGAAUCAUGAUGUCUUAUAAGAAAAUUUAAUUUUAUUAUAAAAUUGAAAAUCAGUGCAAUGCCCUCCCGCAGACCUAGCAGUCCCAGCCGCAGUAGUAGUCGCUCCCGCUACUCGCGCGCAGACCAGCAUGCCCCGGCACACCCUCCACAGAUCGUGGUGACGCCGAUGCCUCGCCCCUCAAUGUUCAGGGAUGCUGCUUCGAUAGCGGGAGGCGUCACUCUUGGAACCACCAUGGGUCACCUAGCCGGGGAGGCUAUAUCAAGUGUAUUUACUGGUCGUCGCCGGGAGCAGGUAGUGCACUCACUACCGCAAGAUUACCGACUGGGACAAGAGCCCAACGGUCCCUGUGCGUUUGAAAUAUCCCAGUUCCUGCAGUGUGCGACAAACCAUGAAAACUUGCAGGAAUGUGAAGCAUUUAACGAAGCGCUCAGGGAAUGCAAACGGCGAAAUCGUCUGCCUUGAGUACAGAACAGACAGCGCUAAAUCCUAACGCUGUGGCCUUGAAUCUCAUUUCCUCCAACCAGCCAAUAC